Messenger RNA from Cebus imitator (Panamanian white-faced capuchin), 349 nucleotides. Its product is annotated as 60S ribosomal protein L39. Gene Ontology annotation, molecular function: structural constituent of ribosome. Gene Ontology annotation, biological process: translation. Gene Ontology annotation, cellular component: cytosolic large ribosomal subunit; ribosome. The record is from RefSeq and is a predicted model, not a curated record. Bases 56 to 211 code for a protein of 51 amino acids. The transcript has a single exon. NCBI's taxonomy places the organism in Eukaryota, Metazoa, Chordata, Mammalia, Primates, Cebidae.
GCUCCUCUCUUCCUUUCUCCGCCAUCGUGGUGUGUGCAUUUCUCCGUUUCUCGCCAUGUCUUCUCAUAAGACUUUCAGGAUUAAGCGAUUCCUGGCCAAGAAACAAAAGCAAAAUCGUCCCAUUCCGCAGUGGAUUCGGAUGAAAACUGGUAAUAAAAUCAGGUACAACUCCAAAAGGAGACAUUGGAGAAGAACCAAACUUGGUCUGUAAGAAAUUACACAUGUGAUGGCACACAUAUUUAUGCUGUCUGUAGGUCACAGUCGUGUUACCAAAUCAAGCUGAAAAAUGUCACCGCCAUCUGGAGAAGUUUGAACAGUUUCCUUUCUGUAUCUGUUAUGAAGGCAUUAG